Dovyalis caffra is the source of this 270-nucleotide messenger RNA. The record is from the annotation of a GenBank genome assembly. NCBI's taxonomy places the organism in Eukaryota, Viridiplantae, Streptophyta, Magnoliopsida, Malpighiales, Salicaceae.
AUGGCAAUGGGGUAUAUGGAACAUGAUCAAUUGCCAAAGGCUGUUGAGAUGUUGAAGAGGGCCCUGUUAGCGGCAAGAGGAAGCUGGAAACCACUUCCCAUCCUCGUGAAUGCCUGUUUGGGGUACUUGGAAGGGCAAGCAGAUGCUGGAGAUAUGAAAGAAUUGACCACUGGAAAAUCAGUCGGUGAUGUUCUUGAUCAGAUGAAAAUGAAUGGUUUUGCUGUUGACGAAGAAACACAAAAGAUACUUGCAACCAGGCCAAGCUUAUAG